Ophidiomyces ophidiicola is the source of this 498-nucleotide messenger RNA. It is a transcript of the gene COX6, whose product is annotated as Cytochrome c oxidase subunit 6. Gene Ontology annotation, biological process: mitochondrial electron transport, cytochrome c to oxygen. Gene Ontology annotation, cellular component: mitochondrial inner membrane. NCBI's taxonomy places the organism in Eukaryota, Fungi, Ascomycota, Eurotiomycetes, Onygenales, Onygenaceae. The coding region runs from base 1 to 498 and encodes 165 amino acids. The record is from RefSeq and is a predicted model, not a curated record. The transcript is spliced from 4 exons.
AUGUCGCCUGCUCUCCUCCUCCGCGCCGCUUCGCGCCGAACCCCUACGGCCUUCUUCAAGGCGUCCUACGGUGCCCGAUCGAGGCUUCCAGCGGCCACUUCCGCCUCUACUCCUGCAAUCGUUGCCCUUGGUGGUGCUAGUGGCUUCAGCUCGACAGCAAAGCGGUGCAGCGGUGCGCAUGAGGAGGAAACCUUCGAACAAUUCUCCGUCAGAUACGAGAAGGAAUUCGACAGUGUUCAAGACGUCUUUGAACUCCAGCGAAAUCUCAACAAUGCCUUCGCUUACGAUCUUGUUCCCUCCGUCGCCGUCAUGACCGCCGCCCUCAAGGCUGCUAGACGAGUGAAUGACUUCCCAACUGCCGUUAGAAUCUUCGAAGGUAUCAAAGCCAAGGUUGAAAACAAGAGCCAAUACGAGGCAUAUCUCGAAGAGCUUAAGCCUUUGCGAGAAGAGCUUGGUAUCUCCCUUCAAGAAGAGAUGUACCCUUCAGAGAGUAAUUAA